Brienomyrus brachyistius is the source of this 1621-nucleotide messenger RNA. Its product is annotated as piggyBac transposable element-derived protein 4-like. The record is from RefSeq and is a predicted model, not a curated record. Bases 1 to 1602 code for a protein of 533 amino acids. The transcript is spliced from 2 exons. NCBI's taxonomy places the organism in Eukaryota, Metazoa, Chordata, Actinopteri, Osteoglossiformes, Mormyridae.
AUGGAAAGACAUACCGAGAAUCAGAUGGAAGGAAUGGAGAGCAGCACUUCCGAGGUGGAUAGUAUAGAAGUUGGCAAUACCUCCUUUGAAUCAUCAGAAGAGGACUAUUCAGAAGAUGAGACGUUUAUGUCAAGAAAUGGUGAGAUAAAGUGGUCAAUCAAAGCACCGGACCGACAAAGAGGCAGAUUGUCAGCGAGGUAUGUGCUGAAGAGAACUCCAGGACCAACGAGGCUGUGUGUCUCGCAAGCAAGCGACAUAUUGUCUACGUUCAAAGCAUUCCUGCCGAAAUCAAUAGAGGGGACGAUCGUCACAAUGACUAACGUGGAGGGGCGAAAACGAUUCUCCAGCAACUGGACUGAAUUCACACCAAAAGAAUUCGAUGCGUUCAUUGGUAUUUUGAUUCUGGGUGGAUGUUUUACAUCCAGAGGCGAGAAUUUACUAAAUCUGUGGGAUCUAAAGACGGGUAGAGCAAUAUUCUCGGCAACCAUGAGUAGAUUACGGUUCAGUCAGUUAUCAUCGGCAAUUCGUUUUCAUAACAAAGGAUCAAGAUCAGAGAGAAGAGACACGGACGAGCUGGCUGGAAUGCGAGAAGUCUGGGACACGUGGUCGGCAAACCUGCCCCUUAUGUACAAUCUCGGCCACGAUGCCACCAUAGAUGAGCUACCGGUACCAUUUACAGGACGCUGCUCGUUCAAGCAAAAGACUCUUCACCCCUCGGCGAGGUGUGGACUGAAACUAUGGGUGCUUUGCGACGCGAAGACCAGUUACUGCUGGAAAGUCGACGUACAUACGAGGAAGACUCCAGAGGAGGCAAAGGAAAACAGUUUGACCAAACGAGUGGUGCUGGACCUAUCUGAGGGGCUCAGAGGGCAAAACAUUACUGCUAAUAACUUCGUUACCUCCUUUGAUUUGGUACAGGAGCUCCUCAAGCGUCACAUAACGAUGGUAGGGGCUGUUCGCACAGAUCGUCCAGAGCUGCCGUUUGCCCUGGUAAGAACUAAGGGCAGGCGGGUGUACUCUUCCAAAUUCGCAUUUGCACAAAACACUACACUUGUGUCCUACACGACCAAAAAAAAAAAAAACGUAGUGCUAAUGAGCACAUUCCACAAGAGUGCAGAUGUCGUCGAUCGGCUGGACAGAAAGCCACAAAUUAUACUUGAUUAUAACGAAACUAAAGGGGGGGUUGAUACAAUGAACCAGCUCGUUUCACUCUACAGCUGCAAAAGACGAACAUCUCGCUGGGUCACUGCCCUGUUUUAUAAGAUUCUGGACAUUUCGGCGCACAAUGCACAGGUCGUGUGGAAAGAGAUCAAUCCAAGCUGGAAGGCAGAGAAAAAGACGAGACGCAGGCAAUUCCUGCAGGAGCUGGGCGAAGCCCUAAUCAGCCCCACCAUUAAGGAGCUAACCCGUCUUCGCCGAGGCUUCCAUGCUGCUGCAAUUGUGAGAGCACACCCGCCUCCCCCGGUGGAACAAUCAAAAAGAAAGAGGUGUGGCAUUUGUCCGUACACCACUGACCGGAAGAGUGGCGUUGUGUGUUGUGAAUGUGGGGUGACAGUAUGUAAAGCCCAUUACGAUGUCAUAUGUAAAAAGUGUAGAAAAUAAAAUUCUAAUGGUAACAUUU